CCCAAAGGUGAUAGCUGUUUCGUCGUCUGAGGACCGUUAGAUAUCAGGCACCAUUCAUUUCCUCCGAAAUCAUUACCAAAACGUCGGCGACUCCAUUGAAGGAAAACCAAAACCUCGCCGUUACGCCUCCACUCCAAAACCCUAUUCUUCCAAAAUUCGUCUCUCAGUUGACCUGCUAGUCAUAAACAAUUCAACAUGUCCGGUGAUGACUUUACAAGCGGCGUUGAAGACGGCUUAAGGCUGUCGAAACGUAUAUACUUCGGCAAAGACAGAUCGGUGGCGCCGCCGAAGCCUAUUACGGCGAUGGAGAAAGCUUCGAGAUUGUUAUACCCGGUGUCGCCUAUGGUUUACGCGGUGAUAUCCAAUCCAGGGAUCGUCGAUAACCCUGACGUCCCAAGUUAUCAGCCGCACGUGCACGGCAGGUGCGAUCCGCCGGCGUUGAUUCCGCUUCAGAUGAACGGGAUCGGUAUUGAGGUUGAUUGUUAUCUAGACACAGCCUUCGUCACGAUGACUGGUUCAUGGCGAAUUCAUUGUGUUAUGGGGAGUGCCAAGUGUGAUUGUCGUCUCGCUGUUCCGAUGGGAUUAGAGGGUUCAAUUCUAGGUGUAGAGGUUGAAGUAACCAACAAAUCAUAUAAAACACAGCUAGUUGUCAUGGAUGAAAAGGGGGAAACACAAACUUUAGCCAAACCUGAGGAUGGAGGCUUUCUGAAACCUGACAUUUUUACCAUAACAAUACCACAGGUUGAUGGUGGUUCAAAUCUUUCAUUCAAAGUAAAAUGGUCCCAGAAACUAAGCUAUAAAAAUAGGGAUUUCAAAUUGGAAGUUCCUUUCAGUUUCCCAGAGUAUGUAACUCCUGCUGGAAAGAAACUCUCAAAAAAAGAAAAAAUACAACUGAAUGUCAACAUCGGCUUGGGUACAGAAGUUGUGUGUAAGACAAACAGUCAUCCAUUAAAGGAGAAAAAACGUGAAGUAGGGAAACUAGCAUUUUUAUAUGAAGCAGAUGUUCUUUCUUGGUCAAGGAAUGAUUUUGAGUUCACAUACUCAGUUCCUACAAGUAGUGCAUUUGGUGGUGUCUUUUUGCAAUCUCCAUCAUCACUCAGUGUUGACCAAAAGGAGAUGUUUUCUUUGUACUUAUUUCCAGGACCUGAUCACAGCAAAAAGGCUAUGAAGAAGGAAGUGCUAUUUGUUGUGGAUAUAAGUGGAAGUAUGAAGGGAAGGACAAUUGAGGCUACAAAAACUGCAGUUGUUACAGCAUUAUCAAAACUGGAUCAAAAGGACUCAUUUAGUAUAAUGGCAUUUAAUGAUCAGACUUUUUUAUAUUCAUCAACUUUGGAGUUGGCAACUAAGGAAGCUCUUGACAAUGCAAAUGAGUGGAUUGGGAUGAAUUUUAUUCCAGGUGGUGGGACAAAUAUGUCAAUUGCUCUUGAUAAGGCUGUAGAGAUGUUAUCUGGAAGCAAACAAUCUGUUCCUAUUAUUUUCUUUAUAACAGAUGGAGCUGUGGAAAAUGAGAGAACAAUUUGUGAAGUUAUGAUGAAGAAACUAAGAAAUGAAGGAUCAGAUUUGUGUCCACGCAUAUAUACGUUUGGUAUAGGUUCAUUCUGCAAUCAGUACUUCUUGCGAAUGCUUGCAAUGAUUGGCAGAGGCCAUUAUGCGUUUGCAUCUGAUGCAGAUUUGAUUGAAGCUCAAAUGGAAGCUUUGUUUUCUAGAGCUGCAUCUACAGUGUUAUUAAACAUUGCAAUCGAUGGUCUAGAUGAUCUUGAUUCUCUUGAGGUUUAUCCUUCAGUUAUUCCAGACAUUCGUUCUGAAGGGCCUUUGAUCAUAUUUGGGCAUUACAGAGGUGGAUUUCCAGACAUGCUAAAAGUCAAAGGACUUUUUACAGAUAUCAGUUCCUUCACUGUUGACCUAAAGGUCCAAAGGUCAAAGGACAUACCCCUUGACAAGAUUCUGGCAAAGCAACAAGUUGAACAAUACACAACACAAGCAUGGUUUUCACAAGAUAAAAAGCUCGAGGAGAAGGUAGCAAAAAUCAGCAUGCAGACAGGUGUUGUGAGCGAACAUACACGAAUGGUCUUGUUAGAAACAGUCCAAGAAAAGCACGCCACGUCAUCCAGCGUCAAACACGGAAAGGCGCAGAAAACGGAAGUGGUGGAAAAAACGGAAAUAAUAAAAAUGUUGCAGCAUUUGGGAGUGGGGUAUGGGGAUUUGGUGGCGACGAAUGAGAACACGCCACCUGGCUAUGAACCGAAGUUACCAGAUCAAGCGGAAAUGCUUGUGAGAGCAGCGGGAAACUGCUGUGUGAAUCUAUGUGGGAAGUGCUGUUGUUUGUGCUGCAUUAAUGUUUGUUCAAAGAUGAAUGAUCAAUGUGCGAUUGUUGUGACACAGUUGUGUGGUGCAUUGGCGUUUUUAGGGUGCUUUGCGUGUUGUGAGCUGUGUUGUGGAGGUGAUUGAUGUGUGGGUGUGUAUGUCAUAGAUAUAUGUAAAGAUGUGUGUGUGUGUGUGUGGGGUUCUAUAUUUUAAAGCAUAUUGUGAUGGAAAUAAUUGUUAUUAUGGUUUGUUACAUUAAAGUUAUUGAAUUCUAACAUGGUAUAUUUAAGGUGUUUAGUCGUUGG
Lactuca virosa is the source of this 2609-nucleotide messenger RNA. NCBI's taxonomy places the organism in Eukaryota, Viridiplantae, Streptophyta, Magnoliopsida, Asterales, Asteraceae. The record is from the annotation of a GenBank genome assembly.